CCUCCUCCUCCUCCGCGGACUGUCCCCUCCCAGCGGGUCUCCCUCCCUCUGCAACUGCAGUGGAAGAAGCCUCUGUGACGGAGAGAGACGGAGAGGAAAGACGCCUGAAGUCGAGUAGAAAGCGAGGCCGAGACCCCACAGCGCAACGCGGCCGUGUUUUGUUGUGUUUCUCGCCACAGUUCGGCAGCCCACCGACUCCCUCACUGCUGUACACACUCCCAGUUCCGUCUUCAUCGCCUGGAUUUAAUCAUCCGACCUGCAAGAUGGGAAAUGAAGCUAGUUACCCCCUGGAGAUGUGCUCGCAUUUCGAUGCUGAUGAGAUUAAGAGGCUAGGGAAGAGGUUUAAGAAACUCGACCUAGAUAACUCUGGCUCGCUCAGCGUGGAGGAGUUCAUGUCCCUGCCGGAACUGCAACAGAACCCCCUGGUGCAAAGGGUUAUCGACAUAUUUGACACAGACGGGAAUGGAGAGGUGGACUUUAAAGAGUUCAUCGAGGGAGUCUCACAGUUCAGCGUCAAGGGCGACAAGGAACAGAAGCUUCGGUUCGCCUUCAGGAUCUACGACAUGGACAAGGACGGCUACAUCUCCAACGGCGAGCUCUUCCAGGUGCUGAAGAUGAUGGUGGGCAACAACCUAAAGGACACACAGCUCCAGCAGAUCGUGGACAAGACCAUAAUCAACGCAGACAGGGAUGGAGACGGCAGGAUAUCCUUCGAAGAAUUCUGUGCUGUGGUCGGAGGUCUCGAUAUACACAAAAAGAUGGUGGUGGACGUGUGAGCGCGCCUUUGCUCGCUGAACCCCCGCCGCUCCUCCUUCCUCCUCGACACUCGCUUUCUCCAAGAUCUGCUAAAGACGUCCGGCAAAAUGCUCUCUGUGUAACUCAAUGGAAGUAUUCUCUCUCUCUCUCUCUCUCUCUCUCACUCAUUACUCUCUUUCUUUCUGAGAAGCCACUUUUUUUCCUUUCAAAAAAUCCACAGGCCUCGUGAAGCCAACUUUGAAGUGUUAUUGAACUGUAAAAUCCCCUCCGUGAACCCGGUCAUAGCACUUUAAGAGACUGAAGGACAUCAAAAGCAUCUCCAACUUUGGAUGGGAGGGAAGGGGCUCAGUGAGGAGGCUGGUUGGCUUGUCCAUAUGACAUCAUUUCUUUCUUUCUUUCUCUCUCUUUUUCUUUUUGUUAUUUGUUAUUUUUGAUAUUUAUUUUUGUUCUUGUCUUUUAUAAAGAAGAAAAAAAAAAACAAGUAUAUCUAUGGUUGUGGCGUGAGGAGGUGUAUAGUAUAUUAACACUUGACUUACAGUGCAACUAGAAAGUAGGGUAUGAAGUGCCAACCAGAACAUAUCCAGUAACCAGUCCAAGUUAUUACCCAUCAUCACAGCUGUUGUCCGUGCAGGACAAAAGUGACUCGCAAACACUCCCACGAACCCGCGAGUCAUGUCGGAUUGCAAAAUUACAUUUCAGAGCUGUUACGGUUAGUAAAAAUUCCAGUCACUCUUAGCAAAACAGUCCAGAUGUUAUUUUUUAUUUUGUAAUAGUUUUAUUUAUACUUAAACAUGUGUUUAUAUUGUUGGAGAUGAUCCUAGUUUCCUGUCAUGAGAGAUAAAACAAAUGCCAACAACAUGUCUUUCCAAAAAAUGAUGACAAAGUAUUUUUUUUUUUUGCAUUGAACUGUGACACAAUCUCAAUUCCGAGGCUCGAUUUCGGUCGGCGGCUGGACGGACGGACUAAGCUAAGAACUGACAGUAGACGUGUGAGAUUUUACACUGUUUGUGCGAGUAUAUAGCAAUUUAAGAGACUUUAUCUGCUGGCAGCGUUUUUGUUCAUCAAUAUGUGUAUAUUAGGUAAAAAUCAACGUGCUCAUCAUGUUUUAACAGCAAGAGGAGAAAGGCGCCUCCGCCUCAGCGCAACAUGAGCCCUUCUGAAUAUUUACCCGGUACGGCACAGGAUGGGUCAGUUUUCUUGUAUGCAACACAAACACUUCAAUCUCAUCAUGUUGGCAUGAUGAUCGGGUGUGCACCUCCGAUAGACUGUCCAAUGUAGUUACUCCUUUUUUCCUUUUUUAUUUUUAUUUUUUUUUUUGUUAAACAUGUACAUUUCAAAAGUUGGCUUCUGCUCCCACUUGGUCACAAUCACCUUGUUUUCUCCUCCUUCCACCCACUAACACAAACAGGGAGAAAAACUUAAUAACUCAUCCAGACCGAAUAACGCUUCCUCCUAUGAACGGCAUCAGGAAUAGCUUUUUUGUUUAGCUGUGGAGGCUCGACUGCUGGUUUGAACAGGAGUUUUCAGUCAGAUGUGAAUCUGGAGCACUCAGUUGUCCCUGAUCCCAAAGCUCCGCACGGCUUGGGCCUCCCUGUGCUUGCAUGACAUGGAAAUAUAUUUUUUUGUUGUGCAUGUAGAUCAAUUAUUUGAAAUAAUCCUCUUGUUUACACAUGGAUGGUGAUGUUAAUAUAUUUAAGAAUUUAAUGGUAUACAAUAUGGAUGUUGCCAAACUUUGGUACAUGUACACAUAUUCUAUGAGAGGUAAUCCAAAUGAACUGAACUACAUGUAACUUUUUUGUAUUUUUGCCCGGAUCAGCGAGCUGCUUCUAUUCCAGUGAAGGUUGCAAUCUGAUCCCGUCUCAAACUGCCACACACUGUACUCAGCUUAAAGGGGAAAUUUUUAGGUUUUUUGGGUUUUUUCUUUUCUUUUGUAUAUAAGUAUUUGUUAAAUGCAGUUCUGGCUCUCUGUUCUCUGUAUAGUUCAGAUCGCGCUUUAGUUUAAGUGCAAUUUUUUUCCUUCUUUUUUUUCUGAUGGACUUGGGUUCUUUUUUUAGUUUGUGUGGGGAUAUCUGAAAAUUUACGUUUGAGAACUUUUUUUUUCUCCUUUUUCUGCAUGCUGCAACUUAUGCUGUGGGACUGUUGGAAACUUGAUACUGUAAGAAAAUUAAAUAAAAUUUAAAUAAACUUUGAAAUGUUAAAAGUAA
Molecule: messenger RNA, 2960 nt
Organism: Solea senegalensis (Senegalese sole)
Lineage: Eukaryota; Metazoa; Chordata; Actinopteri; Pleuronectiformes; Soleidae
Product: calcineurin subunit B type 1
Exons: 6
Coding region: 264-776 (170 amino acids)
Molecular function (GO): calcium-dependent protein serine/threonine phosphatase regulator activity; calcium ion binding
Source: RefSeq, a predicted model, not a curated record